CCGCCUUGGCUCCUCCUUGUCCUUCCUCGCGUGAUUUUUAUCGCGUCCAUUUUUCGUGCGGGGGUAAAUAAAUAAAUAAAUAAGGGCCGUCGCCGCCCAACCCGCGCGGUGCCACUAGGGGCGGCAGCUGGGCCCCGGCCCCGCUGAGGUGGGGGAGGCGGCGGGGCGAUGCGGAGCCCCCUCCCGUGACUCCGGCGCUCCGCCAUGCCAUGGGUUAGGCGGACUCCAUCCCGCAGCCGAGAGAGCACCAGCCAAGCGAGGCGGCGGCAGGAAGCGGCGCGGCUCGGCCGAGGAGCGGCGGCAGGAGGCGGUGGCGGCGGGAGGCGGGCGCGGUGCUCCGCCGGCCCCUCCAUGGACGGCGGCGAGGAACUAUGAGCCGCGGCCGGCGGCCGGGACUGGCGCUCGCCCGCUGGGGCUUUCCCCGCUGCGCGCCCCUGGGCGCCGGGGCCCCGCUGUCACCCGGUCCCCGUCUCGCCCAUCCCGGCAGCCUCUGUCCCCGUCCCCUGACCCCCGCCGCUGGCUCCGUCCCCCUCCCUCCCCUCUGGGUGUUCGGAGUUAGGACAAUCGCUCUCGCACCCAAACCACAGCGCUCCCGCAGCUAAUCCUGCCCUUUCCGCGCUCCCUCCACACCCCGCCUCUGGCCCUUCCUCUCCCAGCUCUGCUCUCUCCCCUCCCUGCUCCCCCAGCUCGCCCCCGGGGCCCCUCUGUCCCUGUCCUCCCGCUGCCCCCGGCGAGCCGGUGGCCGGGCGGGUGGGAGCGAGGUCGGGGCUGCUGGCCACCCCGCCCCUCCCCGGAGGGGCCGUCAUUAGGCUGCCGGUUGAUUACAGGGUAUUGAUUUGUAUGUGCUUCUCCCGGCGCCGGCGGCGGCCGCUCCCGCUGGAGUUAGGGCAGCGCUUUCCGUAGCGGCGGCGAGCUCCCUUCAAACAUGUCGGCUCCCGCCGGGCCCCGGGGUGGCCCCGCUGCUCCCCAGCCUCCGCAGGCUCCUCAGCCCGAGAUGCCGGACCUCAGCCACCUCACGGAGGAAGAGCGGAAGAUCAUUCUGGCCGUCAUGGACCGCCAGAAGAAGGAAGAGGAGAAGGAGCAAUCUGUGCUCAAGGUCAAAGAAGAGCAAAAACCACAGCUGACACAGUGGUUUCCCUUUAGUGGGAUCACUGAGCUGGUAAAUAACGUUCUUCAACCACAGCAAAAACAGCAAAAUGAAAAGGAGCCCCAGACAAAAUUACAUCAGCAGUUUGAAAUGUAUAAGGAGCAAGUGAAGAAGAUGGGUGAAGAAUCUCAGCAGCAGCAGGAGCAGAAGGGUGAUGCCCCAACCUGUGGCAUCUGCCACAAAACAAAAUUUGCUGAUGGCUGUGGCCAUAACUGUUCAUAUUGCCAAACUAAAUUCUGUGCACGCUGUGGAGGAAGAGUGUCUUUACGGUCAAAUAAGGUAAUGUGGGUAUGUAACUUGUGCCGAAAACAACAAGAAAUCCUCACAAAAUCAGGAGCCUGGUUCUAUAAUAGUGGAUCAAACGCACCACAGCAGCCUGACCAAGAAGGUAAUAGAGGUCAGCGGAAUGAGGAAGCACCUCAAGAGAAAAAAGCAAAGCUUCAGGAGCAUUCACAUUACCAAGGACCACCAGGUGACAUAUCCACACAAGUUUUGGACAAAAACAGAUCUCAAGGGCUCACAAGACAAGACUCAAUUAAGAAUGGUUCAGGAGUAAAGCAUCAAGUAACAAGUGAUACAGCGUCAGACAGGAAAAGAAGCCCAUCAAUAUCAAGAGAACAGAACAGAAGAUACGAUCAAAGGGACGAGAGAGACGAAUAUUCACAGUAUGCUACAUCAGACAGUGCGAUGCCCAGGUCACCAUCAGAUUAUUCAGAUAGGCGGUCACAGCGUGGGCCUCAGUUAUAUGAAGAACCUGAACUGGGUGAUUAUAGAGAUUCGAACAGAAGGAGUCGCAGGCGUUCCAAGGAGUAUCCGGUAGAAGAGGAAGAUGCACAAAACAGGGAAGAAUAUGAAAGGCAGCGAAGGGAAGAGGAAUACCAGGCACGAUACCGAAGUGAUCCUAAUUUGGCUCGUUAUCCUGUCAAGCCACAACCAUAUGAGGAACAAAUGCGUAUCCAUGCUGAAGUGUCCCGAGCACGCCAUGAACGGAGACAUAGUGAUGUCUCACUUGCAAAUACUGAGUUGGAAGAUUCUCGGAUGUCCAUGAUGAGGAUGGAACGACCAUCCAGGCAAAGAUCAGUAUCUGAGCGCAGGGCUGCCAUGGAAAAUCAGCGUUCAUACUCUAUGGAAAGAACUCGAGAGGCUCAGGGACCAAGUCCCAGUCGUCAGAGGACCACAAAUCAUAGCCCUCCUACACCUAGGAGGAGUCCAAUUCCUCUGGAUAGACCAGACAUGAGGCGCUCUGAUUCAUUAAGGAAACAACACCAUUUGGAUCCCAAUUCUGCUGUACGGAAAACAAAACGUGAAAAGAUGGAGACCAUGUUACGGAAUGAUUCACUCAGCUCAGACCAGUCUGAAUCUGUCAGACCUCCACCACCAAAGCCCCAUAAAACAAAAAAGGGAGGUAAAAUGCGCCAGGUUUCAUUAAGUAGCUCUGAAGAAGAAUUGGCAUCCACUCCAGAGUAUACAAGUUGUGAUGAUGUAGAGAUUGAAAGUGAAAGUGUUAGUGAAAAAGGGGACAGUCAAAGGGGAAAAAGAAAAACUAGUGAGCAGGCAGUUUUGUCGGAUUCUAACACCUUAUCCGAGAGGCAAAAGAAAAUGGUGUGCUUUGGUGGCCACUCUUUGGAAGAGGACUUGGAAUGGUCUGAGCCUCAGAUAAAAGACUCUGGGGUAGAUACGUGUAGUAGCACAACUCUAAACGAGGAACAUAGCCAUAGCGAGAAGCAUCCAGUAACUUGGCAACCGUCCAAAGAUGGAGACCGUCUCAUUGGUCGGAUUUUGUUAAAUAAACGGCUAAAAGAUGGAAGUGUGCCUAGAGACUCGGGAGCAAUGCUUGGAUUAAAGGUAGUGGGAGGAAAGAUGACUGAAUCAGGUCGACUCUGCGCAUUUAUUACCAAAGUUAAAAAAGGAAGCUUAGCUGAUACGGUGGGGCAUCUUAGACCAGGUGAUGAAGUAUUAGAAUGGAAUGGAAGGCUACUACAAGGAGCCACUUUUGAGGAGGUGUAUAACAUCAUUUUAGAAUCCAAACCUGAGCCACAAGUAGAGCUUGUUGUUUCAAGACCAAUAGGGGACAUUCCCAGAAUACCUGACAGCACACAUGCACAGCUGGAGUCCAGUUCUAGUUCAUUUGAAUCUCAAAAAAUGGACCGACCUUCUAUUUCAGUGACUUCUCCUAUGAGUCCUGGCAUGUUAAGGGAUGUUCCACAGUUCUUGUCUGGACAACUUUCAAGCCAAAGCCUUAGUAGAAGAACAACGCCUUUUGUUCCUAGGGUUCAGAUAAAACUGUGGUAUGACAAGGUCGGUCAUCAGUUAAUAGUGACAAUACUGGGAGCAAAGGAUCUUCCUUCAAGGGAAGAUGGGAGGCCAAGGAAUCCUUAUGUUAAAAUUUACUUUCUUCCAGACAGAAGCGAUAAAAAUAAAAGAAGAACAAAAACAGUAAAGAAAACAUUGGAACCUAAGUGGAAUCAGACAUUCAUUUAUUCUCCAGUUCAUCGGAGAGAGUUUAGAGAACGAAUGUUAGAAAUUACUCUUUGGGACCAAGCACGAGUUCGAGAGGAAGAAAGUGAAUUUUUAGGAGAGAUUCUUAUUGAGUUAGAGACAGCGUUACUAGAUGAUGAACCUCACUGGUACAAACUUCAGACACAUGAUGUCUCUUCAUUGCCACUUCCCCAUCCCUCACCAUAUUUGCCACGCAGACAGCUCCAUGGAGAGAGUCCCACACGGAGGUUACAAAAUAAAGGCUUAUAUUCAUAUAACUCAGGGUCCAAAAGAAUCAGUGACAGUGAAGUUUCUGAUUAUGACUGUGAUGAUGGAAUCGGUGUUGUUUCAGAUUAUCGACAUAAUGGGAGAGAUCUUCAAAGUUCAACACUAUCAGUGCCAGAACAAGUUAUGUCAUCUAAUCAUUGCUCUCGAUCAGGGUCCCCUCACCGUGGAGAUAGUAUAGGACGGACUAGAUCGUGGUCUCCCAGUGUCCCUCCCCCACAAAGUCGGAAUGUGGAUCAGGGACCACGAGGGACUCGAUCUACUCCUGCGCAUUACAAUACCCUGAACCGAAUGGAUAGACACCGUGUUAUAGAUGACCACUACUCCCCGGACAGAGAGAGGAGGACUAGGCAGGAGAGAAGAGUGCCUAAUUCAUAUUAUGACGACACAACCUAUACUCCUGAAAGGUGGUACAAUGGUGCAAGUUCUUGGGCAGAUCAUGUAGUCAAUGGGUCAGCUGAAAAAUAUGGGAAUUGUGAAGCAGCAGAUAGACAGCCAUAUCAAAGAUCCAGAUCAACAGAGCAACGUCCUAUGCUAGAGCGGACCAACUCCCGCUCCCGAUCCACAGAGCGUCCUGACUCAAACCUCAUCAGGUCGAUGCCUUCAUUAAUGACUGGAAGAUCUGCCCCUCCUUCACCUGCCUUACCGAGGUCACAUCCUCGAACUGGGUCUGUUCAGACAAGCCCAUCAAGUACUCCAGUAGUAGGGCGAAGGGGCAGGCAAUUACCACAGCUCCCACCAAAGGGGACGUUGGAGAGAAACAAUGGAGACAAGGAAAUAGAAUCUUAUGAAGAAGUUACAUGGGAGGACCAGCAGAAAAAGGUGAAUGGUACAAUAACUGAUGACAAACCAUUGCCGAAAAAGAAACACCAUUCUGAGCCAGAAGAAGUGGAAUCAUCGAGAAGAAGAAACUCAGAAGAAAAGAAAGCAGAUCCAGAGAAUGGGGAUACAGGUGCAAUGGAUGUGGAAGAGAGGAAUCGCCAAAUGAAAAUGAGCAAGUACAAACAGGUAGCAGGAUCAGAUUCCAGGCUGGAACAAGAUUAUCACUCUAAGUAUCGGUCAGGACGGGAUCCUCAGCGAGGCUCAGACAAUGUUUCUAACAAGUCUUCGGACAGUGAUGUCAGUGAUGUCUCUGCUGUGUCACGGACAAGCAGCGCGUCACGUUUCAGCAGCACAAGCUACAUGUCUGUCCAGUCAGAGCGUCCAAGAGGAAACAAGAAAAUAAGUGUCUUUACAUCCAAAAUGCAAAGCAGACAGAUGGGCGUCUCAGGAAAGAACAUGACCAAGAGCACCAGCAUCGGCGGGGAUAUGUACACACUGGAGAAGAAUGAUGGCAGCCAGUCAGACACUGCAGUGGGCACUGUUGGCGGUGGUGGCAAAAAGAGACGCUCCAGCAUCGGUGCAAAGAUGGUUGCCAUCGUGGGUCUCUCACGGAAAAGCCGUAGCACGUCACAACUCAGCCAAACUGAAGCAGGGGGCAAGAAGCUGCGGAGCACCGUCCAGAGGAGCACCGAGACAGGGCUGGCUGUGGAGAUGAGGAACUGGAUGACCCGUCAGGCCAGCCGGGAGUCAACGGAUGGGAGCAUGAACAGCUACAGCUCUGAGGGAAAUUUGAUCUUCCCUGGUGUGAGGUUGGCUGCAGACAGCCAGUUCAGUGAUUUUCUGGAUGGACUUGGUCCUGCCCAGCUUGUAGGACGACAGACUUUGGCAACACCAUCAAUGGGAGAUAUCCAGGUGGGAAUGAUGGACAAGAAAGGACAACUGGAAGUAGAAAUAAUCCGAGCCCGUGGCCUUGUUGUAAAACCAGGUUCAAAGACACUGCCAGCACCAUAUGUAAAGGUGUAUCUAUUAGAAAAUGGAGUCUGCAUAGCCAAAAAGAAAACAAAGGUAGCAAGAAAAACGCUGGAACCACUUUAUCAGCAACUUCUAUCAUUUGAAGAAAGUCCCCAAGGAAAAGUUUUACAGAUAAUUGUUUGGGGAGACUAUGGACGUAUGGACCACAAAUCCUUUAUGGGAGUGGCACAGAUACUUUUAGAUGAACUGGACCUGUCCAACAUGGUGAUUGGGUGGUUCAAACUCUUCCCUCCUUCUUCCCUAGUAGACCCAACUUUAGCUCCUCUCACUAGAAGAGCUUCCCAAUCAUCUCUUGAAAGUUCAACAGGACCUUCGUAUGCUCGCUCAUAGCAGCUGUGAAACUGUUGUCAUAGCAACCAGCGUUACAAAAAAUAAAAUUACAGGUCGCAAACCCUGGUAACACUGCAUGCUUAAUGUUGUGUCUUCUGAGCCUGUUUCUAGGGCUGCAAAGCGAUCCUGUGUUCUCAAGGAAGUUGCACACAUUGUGCCCUAUGGAAGGCCCUCAGGUGAAAGACUGAAGUCAUGAGGAACUGAUAGGUUUGGAGUUCAGGGACACUAAGUUUUGGUCCAAUCUGAAGCCAUGGACUAAACUAAAAGAAUCAAUCUGUUUCAUGCAACAAAAGUCCUUUCAAUGGCAUAUCUGUUUUGUUGCUCCCAUUUCUUUAUUUAUCUGCCCUCCCUUCCUAAGGCUUGGUUAUGCCACAGAAAUGGAGUUACUCUCCAGUGAAGCCAUGUUACAAGUGAGUGGAUUAGCAGACGCUGGAAGAAAAGAAGAAUGUAAGAAUGCUGGAGAAGUCGACUGUUGUUUGAAACAGUUGCUUGAGAUCUGAAAACUGUUCAUACUGAAAAGGUUCAACACUUAAAGUGGUAGGCUUAUACCUCCAGCUAUAGAUACAGUGAAACCCCAGAUAUGAUGGACUCUAAAAAAUAAAGUUCUGUGGAUAUACUGCACUGUAUGAAAUUAAAGAAACUUUUUUGCAUGGACACAGAUUUAGCUGAACACUUAAAUUAUUUUCUUGGGGCUGCAACUUGCAAAAAAAAAAAAAGAUAAAAAAUCAGCCAUUUUCAAUGAUUUAUAUUAUUUUUAAAAAUAAAUUUCACUAGUGCAUGGUUUUAAAGGGAAGAGAAUGCAACAGGAUGAUACAAAGACACACCACGUUUAUCAUUCUUUAAACCAGUCAUGGUCUGUAUUUUUGCAGACAUAUAAUAAAAAUUAAAAAAUAAUUUCUAGCAAAUAUUUAAAAUUCUGUUUAUGUGACAAGAAAUAAGUGUAAUAUAUUAAAUUUAUUUAAAUGUAAAAGGUACAAGCCUUGUAAAGUUCAACAUAAUGUGCAAAUUGUAUACUUCUUUUACCUCCUCCUUUCUCUAUCUCUCCUCCCAGUCUUCCUUCUUCCUUUGGCUCUUUUUCCCCUCUACCUCCCAGGAUGAUCAUCAUAUUCUAAAAUGCCUACCUUUUGACUUACUUGUUAGUCUCUUAUGCCCCAUUUGGUUCAGGGGUGCAGAUUGCUCUGCAUUUCUGAAUUAUUUGAGAAAAUAUUGUUUAAGAAAUUUUUUUUUCAAGCAUGUUGAAAAGGAUUUUGCAACAUGGCUUGGGAGUACAUUAAUGUAAUUCAGCAUGUAUUUGAUAAAGAAGAUAUUUGAACUUUUUGAAAUUUAUUGUACAGUGCAUGGUAACUUAUUUUCAUUUUUUCUCACCUUCAAAUUGAAUUCUGCAGGAAAAUACUGGAAUCAUGUGGCCAUUGUAAGAUGUCUUCAAUAAAUUUGUUUUCAGCACCAGCAUCUUUCAUUCAAAGGUUGAACUAUCAUUUCUUGAAGGUUUUUGAAAAGAUGAAAAAUGAAGUACCUGGUUGAUCUUUAGGAAAUAAAUUUAAACACUUUUAUUUGCAAUAAACCAAAUUAAUAGCCACAUUUUUGCAAUUGCGAAAGCAACAAAGGUUACUGAUUUGUACAGUUCUGCUGUAAAGUUCAGUUUUCACAGACUACAUUUGUGUUGCAAAUUACAUAAAUACGGAAUAUCGAUCUGGAAAAUAUCAGUCUUUGGUUCAUAAAAUAGCCUUAAAGAAAGCUUAUCAGUACCACCCUGACAGAUGUUUGACAUUUUUACCAGAACCCUCACUGCAGCCAAUGGAUCUUCAAAACCUUGUGUUUGUAGCAGGCAGUAACUACCGUUGGGUGGUGCUGCAAUUUCAAGCUUCUCAUUAAAUUACAUUAUUUAAAGGGAGUGUAACUGGCUAACAUUUAAUAACAAAAUAUCCUUUUUUUUUCUGGGUUUUUGUAUGCCUUUAAUACCUAUUUAAGGUUAAAUGUUGAAACCUUGCAAUAAUUUUUUUGAAAUAUACAUUACAUUUAUCUGUAAGGCCACACAGAAUUCUGAUUUUAUUUUAAAAUCUGUUGAACUUUCCCAUUAAGAAAUUGUCCAUGCCUCAUACAAGGGCAAAGGUAAUAACAGUAUCACUUAAAAUGCCUUUUACUUUGUGCAAUAUCAUAUAAAUCAAGAUUGUGUCUUGUCUUCAGAGUUUAUAUAAUGGAUUAUUGUUAAGUUAAUGGACAGACUGGUAAAAUUAUAUUUAUUGAAAUAAUUUAGACACCUGUCUACCAGCAGCAAAUAAAUACUGCUGACAUGCAGUCUACAGUAUCCCCUAGGAUAUUAAACAAAAAUUACAUACUGUGAGAUGUGCUCAUGCAUUCUUGUAUGCAUAGUCCUAUAUAAAUUAUUUCAAAUUUUAAAAUCAAGGACAUGAUGCAUGGAAGGUUUGUACAUACUUGUCAUUAUGCAGUAUUUAUUUUAAAAAAUGUGGGUUUUUUUUAAAUUUUCACAUAUCUGCAACUUUACUUAUGGUUUAGUCAUGUAAAUAGCACUAUUCCAGUGAUCACUGCUGUCUUGUACAUAGUACGUUUUAAAAAGUCAAAAGGAAUUACAGCUGGGGGGACAAACAAAAAGGGCAGAUUAGGCCUGUAAUAAACACCAACUAAUGUAAAUCAAACUCAUUCUGGUGAUGGUAUUUAACACUUUAAAUAAAACAUUUUCUUUACA
Messenger RNA from Neopsephotus bourkii (Bourke's parrot), 8798 nucleotides. RefSeq names its product regulating synaptic membrane exocytosis 2 (gene RIMS2). The coding region runs from base 926 to 6094 and encodes 1722 amino acids. Gene Ontology annotation, molecular function: transmembrane transporter binding; small GTPase binding. Gene Ontology annotation, cellular component: presynaptic membrane; cytoskeleton of presynaptic active zone. Lineage: Eukaryota; Metazoa; Chordata; Aves; Psittaciformes; Psittacidae. The record is from RefSeq and is a predicted model, not a curated record. The transcript is spliced from 36 exons. Gene Ontology annotation, biological process: intracellular protein transport; calcium ion-regulated exocytosis of neurotransmitter; regulation of synaptic plasticity.